Adineta ricciae is the source of this 1200-nucleotide messenger RNA. NCBI's taxonomy places the organism in Eukaryota, Metazoa, Rotifera, Eurotatoria, Adinetida, Adinetidae. The record is from the annotation of a GenBank genome assembly.
AUGAUGGUUCAACGCGCGUUAGCCGCACGAACCAUUUCACAUGCUCGUGGUGGUACAAUCUUAGCAGGUUAUUUGAAAAUUCUUCCAUUAUUUAUGAUUAUUUUCCCUGGGAUGAUUAGCCGAAUCUUAUUUCCCGACACAGUUGCUUGUAAUCAACCCUCUACUUGUCAAUCUAUAUGUCACAACCAACGACGUUGUACCAACAUUGCUUAUCCAACUUUAGUAUUAAACAUUCUACCACAUGGUGUUAAAGGUAUUAUGUUAGCUAUCAUGCUGGCCGCAUUAAUCUCAGGUUUAACGUCGAUCUUUAAUUCUGCAAGUACAAUAUUUACAGUUGAUAUUUAUCCAAAUGUGUUAGCCUUCCGUCGGAAGAACAUAACUAAUCGAGAAUUGAUGAUCGUCGGUCGUCUUUUUGUUAUUCUGAUGACUGUAGUUGGCAUUGCAUGGAUACCAGUCGUUAUUGAACUACAAGGGGUAGAACUUUAUACGUACAUGCAGCAGGUGAUCGGCUUCUUAGCACCGCCAAUCGCUUGCAUUUAUAUAUUAGCAGUUUUAUGGAAACGCACCAAUGAAAGUGGCGCAUUUGCUGGAUUAAUGGUCGGAUUUGUUUUUGGUUUAUUACGAAUGAUACUUGAGUUUUCGAAACAACCACCACUCUGUGGAGAGAAUGAUUCACGAUUUUGGCUGGUGACAAAAGUUAAUUUUAUGUAUUAUUCUUUGUUUCUAUUUUGGUUGACUUUAAUUACAUGUGUGAGUGUUUCACUGUGCACACAACCGCCGACAGAAGAACAAUUAUAUCGAACAACAUUUUGGACGAAAAAUCAACAAAAAUCAACGCCGGAACAUGUACAAAUGCUUGACGCUGUCAAUCAUGAAACUCCAAUUGUCAGUCAGCCGAUCGAUGUCACAAAUACUCUUCCCGAAACACAUCGCGUAGAGAAGCCUGACGGUUGUAACGUGUUCGUGCUUGUGAAAGCGUGUUGGUCAUGGUUUUGUGGUUUGGACGAUGACCAUGACAAUCACCAAGGAAUGGUAGAUAAGGCUCCACAUGAAGAUGUCGAUUUGAUGGCACAUCAUCGUGAAGAACGUCCGUUAAUCAAAUGGAUUCUAAAUAUAAAUUUAAUCAUCAUCCUUCUGCUCGAAAUUUCUUUGAUGGUUCUGUUUUCAUUACCGGUUAAAUAUACAUUCUGGCGAAAUUAA